Culex pipiens pallens (northern house mosquito) is the source of this 5006-nucleotide messenger RNA. RefSeq names its product protein fork head (gene fkh). The record is from RefSeq and is a predicted model, not a curated record. The transcript has a single exon. The coding region runs from base 1110 to 2426 and encodes 438 amino acids. Gene Ontology annotation, biological process: anatomical structure morphogenesis; regulation of transcription by RNA polymerase II; cell differentiation. NCBI's taxonomy places the organism in Eukaryota, Metazoa, Arthropoda, Insecta, Diptera, Culicidae. Gene Ontology annotation, molecular function: DNA-binding transcription factor activity, RNA polymerase II-specific; transcription factor binding; protein domain specific binding.
CUUGUUAUUCCGGAGAGGCGCGCACAGGCACCGUUGCUGCUGCUGCUUCUGCUGUUGUAACCCCGUGGCAGACAAAGUUUGAACAACAUUAUAAUAUAUAAACAUAAUAUAAUAAUAAAGCUCUCGCGCGCGCAAGCUGACGCUUUUGGACGAGUGCUCCGCGUGAAAAGUUUCGUGAAAAUCGGUGUGCGACGGCAUUUUCCGGCGUGAAAAUCGUGAGUGAGUGCCGGAACUUUGCGCGAGGACCACCAAAAUAUCGAGCGCCCACCAACACCAACGCAAGAAGUCACGCACGCAUCGCUCACGCACGCACUCCGUUUCGGAGAGUCCUUUCCAGACUCACUGGAGAGCGCGAGCGAGGAUCAGCGCGCUGAAUCGCACAUAUUUGCCUUUCCAAUCAGUAAAACGACACUGGUAUUUGGGUUGCAACGAGUCAACAUCGAGCCGAGCCAAGGGAAGGAGCGUUCCGGGUUUAAGGUCUCUUCAAGUCGACCUGUUGAAGUCGAACCCGACCGCCCGUAAACCAGGGACUUUGGAUAUUCCGGGUUUGUUUGCUACUCGGCGGCAGUUGGACAAGUCGGAAGCCCCGGGAUACACCAGCUGUACCCCCAGCGUAUGUGUGCAGAGUGCUUAAGUUUUUGUGUCCACACAAAACUCGGUCUCCGACGUCGAUGACGUGAGUUGGACGGCAGUGACGACAUUUGCCACAAGGAACACCCCCGUCUACGUGCAAGUAGUGUGAGGCAUUGUUUGUGUUUAUUAUUGAAUUUUGAACCAAGUCCUCGUGUCACGUCGAAUAGUGUGUGGCUUGGGAGGUUCGAAUUUUUGGGUAAUUGGGUGAAGGUGUUUGUGCCGUAGGAGUAGAUGUGAGUGUGAACAAACAAAGAGAUAACAACACAUACGCCGGGAAUGCCCCAGCACCGAAUGAUAAACAAUAUCGGUCGUGUGUACGACGAGAAGACGCAAUCGGAAUGUGCCGGGCAGUGAGAUGAUCGAUCAAUGACGCGCGCCGUUCUGAAGAGUGAUUUCAAUUGAUAGAUCUGUUCCAAGUGGGCUUAGUGGUCAGAGUACAACGCAACACAGGACUAGGUGAAACUUAAGUAGUGAAGAUGCAAAAACUUUACCCGGAAACGUCGAUCAACAGUUCGAGCAUGACCGGAGGAAACAUGAGCCCGAUGGCUACGACGUACAGUAUGAACAGCAUGGGGAUGACAGUAGGUGGGAUGACUUCAGUUUCGCCUCAAGGCGGAAGCUUUGGUUCAUCUGUUUUGGGAGGUUCGGGAAUGUCCGGAAUGGGAGCCGCCAUGAAUUCCAUGUCCGGCCAAUGCCUAACUUCGGCACCACUUGGGUACAGUUCGAUGGGAUCGCCCAUCCCCAACAUGGGUUCAUGCAUGGGUGGUAAUGGGAUGAGCUCAAUGGCGGCCAUGACCGGAUACUCGAGCGUACCCGGAAGUCGAGAGGUUCUCGGCGAUCCAGGAUCACCCAAUUCUGCUGCUCUGCAGCGAGUUCGGACGGAGAAGCCGGCGGCAACAUACCGGCGGAAUUAUACGCAUGCCAAGCCUCCAUACUCGUACAUCUCACUUAUAACGAUGGCCAUUCAGAACAACCCGCACAAGAUGCUUACCUUAGCGGAGAUCUACCAGUUCAUCAUGGAUCUGUUCCCGUUCUACAGACAGAACCAGCAGCGGUGGCAAAAUUCAAUUCGGCAUUCGCUUAGCUUCAAUGACUGCUUUGUCAAAGUGCCCCGGACUCCGGACAAGCCUGGUAAGGGUUCAUUCUGGACGCUCCAUCCCGACUCGGGUAACAUGUUUGAGAAUGGAUGCUAUCUGCGACGGCAGAAGCGUUUCAAGGACGAAAAGAAAGAAGUGAUUCGCUCCAUGCACAAGAGCCCCGUUCACGGUAUGGAUGCAACCAGUCCAGAUAAGAAGGACCAUCACGAGGAUCACCAUCACCAUCACCACAGGGAACACAAGCUGCCCGGGCCGCACGAUACGCACGGAAUGCUGAACUCUGCCCACGGCAAGGAUACCGAUGCUCUGGCAAUGCUGCACGCCACCGCAGACCUCUGCCUAGCACAGCAAUCCCAAUCGCACCACGGAGCGCACCACCAGCAGCUCCAGCAGGAGGAAUUGUCCGCCAUGGUGAACCGGUGCCAUCCAUCGCUGCUCAGCGAUUACCACUCCAUGCACCUCAAGCAGGAACCGCCCGGCUACACGCCCUCUAGUCAUCCGUUCUCCAUCACCCGGUUGCUGCCGGCCGAAUCCAAGGCCGACAUCAAGAUGUACGACAUGAGCCAGUACGCCGGCUACAACGGCCUGAGUCCCCUGCAGAACUCGCACGCUGCGGCGGCUGCCCUCGAACAGAACUCCUACUAUCAUCAGAGCCUCGGGUACCACCACGCAUCGACAGGCACCACGAGCUUGUGACAUCAGUAUCCGUUGGCAUAAGUGAAGCUGAAGAACUACUACGGCGGCAGCUGCCAGAGUAGUGGCGGCAGCAGCGGUAGUACCAACGGAACCAACAACAACGCUCAUCACCACGCCAACAGCAGCAACAUUCAUCACCAGUUCGGCAGCAGUGGCGGCCAUCACCAGCAUCACCUAAACAACAACAGUAUCAUCAACGGUAACUCCAUCAGUAGAUCGUCCUGUAGCAGCAGUACCGACGCAGACCAUAACUUUCAAUUCUAAAAGUUUGUGCUAGUUUUCUCCACAAUCUACGCCUACACGGAGAUGGAUAAUGGAGCGCAGAUAAGGUACGAGGUACGGUGAAGGUGACUCCCGGCGCGAGUUUGAAGUGGUACCACGCGCCACGUAAAACGGGCGCGCGAGUGGUGACCGGAAGAGUGACUCAAGUUUCGAGAAACAGCUCGUAAAACAGUUGACUGAUAGAAAAUGAUGCACUCGCCUGAAGUUUUUAAUGUCUUGAUGUUCUUGUCAGAAUCAACACUGUUCUUGAUAGCUCAAUGUUGACGCCUGUAAUAGAGACCUUGCGGUGAACAGUAACGCUUCGGACGUUCUUUCCUAUUUCUUCCUGGUUUGCUCGCCACAACCAUCCAAAGCUAGCCUUCAACCCUCGAGAUCCAUUACCAUAUCGGAGAGCGCACUUUCAUCAGCUCUCUCCAAAAACGGCCCUGCCUCGGUCACUCGACCGGCGUGAUCGCUUCUGGAGCACCGUAUUGACCAUAAUCGACCUUCGGAACGCUAGACAAUGUGGUCCUUCAACCGGGCGAACGCGCGUGCCCGAUCGAUAAGUGUGCGGGAUGUGUCGUGUCGUGAAAAGGUUUGCUCAGUGGUAUUUAUUCAGAUGGGCACUCGAGGGUUGAGUAGGAGUUUGUAGCUUCGUAUAAUGAGCUGUUGUGGAGUUUUGGGUGACAUUUUCGGUGAUUUGGAGCACUUUGUGAGAAAGUUGGAGACUGAGGCUAAACUCGAGGAAAAGUUCAAAUUCAGAAUUAAUUAAAAAUCGCUGUUCUGCGAUUACCAAGCAAGACCAAGCACUCGUCAGAAUUGGCCACCCUCGCAAUUCCGUGUGCCUCCUCUUCAAAAACCAGUUUCAUGUCGUCGCAACGUCGAAAUAACAAAGCUCAAAACAUGACGCUUUCAGACCGUCAAGUUGGUCGUCCACUCGAGUGUCCGCAAGAUCCGUUUUUGCUUCUUGACGCACAAACGACUCUUUCAAGCUUCUUCAGCGGAGUUUGUCGUCGUCUGGACCUUUCAUUGAAUGUUGUACCAUUCAUGUGUACGGUACACCCGGACAGUUCAUGCAUGAUGUGUGCCCUUUUCGAAAGACAGACGGUAGCAACCAAGCUUAAAGCGACUGCUUUUAUGGUAAUUUCUCAUUUACUCUUCCAGAGGGUUAAUAAGCUUUGAGGUGGUUCUGAACCAAAAAUGAUUUACAGUCUAACUAAAAGUCAAGUUAUAGUCUGUGGCAAUCUCCAAGAAGUUGCGCAUAAAAAACUCGAUUUUUUCACAAUUUUACCAAGAACCACCCUACGAUCGCAGUGCGCACCCAUCUCCAGCUUAUGAAUAAUUCUCCAGCUCUCAAGACCUGCAUCGGAGCUUCAGAAAAACCGAUGACCUCAAUUGAGCCUCUACUGCGUGGUCAAUUCAUUCCGGCCUGGCGCGGCCUCUUCACCUGGGCUGCUGAGCCGAUGCAUUAAGCUAGAGGGUGCUCGUUUUCGAAUUUUGUGUGCCAAGAGAAUCAAUUAAAGAAAAUCUCAGUGGCCUCCUCUCCAAGAAGUGAGGUUAUGGGUGAGUGUGAUCUUGGGUUGUUGACUUAAAGCUUUGUUUGCUGUUUGUUCAAGAGUGGAAGAUCCGUGGAAGAGCUACUACUAGAACAGCGGAAGUACUCAUCAUGGCUUAUUAAGCCAGUAAGAUCCAUGCUUGGCAGAGUCGAAUGGUUUGACAAUGGUGACAGAACUUAAUUUGGUUCUUACCUGAGAGAACGCAACGUAUAACGCAAACUGUAACAGUGAUAUUAAAAUUUAAUUUUAACGAAUAUAUUGGGCAUGAUCGAUGAGAAUUUUUUUUGGCAUUGGCAACAAGCCAUUUUUUCAAUGAACGCAAAAUUUCAAGAAAACCGCAAUUUAAUUAAAUAGUUGUUUUGCCACUCACGGCAACCAGUCCCUUUCAGAGAUGAUAAUGAGCAACCAUUUAAAAAGGUGCUUACACCAUUUUAAUUAAGCUCGAUUUCUUCGAACUUUUCCUUCAUUACUUCAGCGUCUCAAAACCAUUUGCCGGCUCUAAAACGAUGUUUUCAGAGCAAACGAACGCUUGGUUGGCUUUUCUCGAAGAAAUCAAUCAAAUCCGGCUCUCCCUGUGGCCGACGUGAUGUGCCACAGUUUCAACCCAGUGGUCGACAUUCCGCGAAAACGGCGCGGCCAAUUAGAGCCCGCGUGCUAAGUAAACAAAUUAUCCGGAUGGUUUUAAUUAAAUUAUUAGAACGUAAACAUCGUGCCACGCCGGGACAUGACUAAUGCUUUUUUUGAGCGGAAGAAAUCUUCUGUA